This is a messenger RNA of Manacus vitellinus (golden-collared manakin), 7132 nucleotides long. It is a transcript of the gene KCNQ3, whose product is annotated as potassium voltage-gated channel subfamily Q member 3. NCBI's taxonomy places the organism in Eukaryota, Metazoa, Chordata, Aves, Passeriformes, Pipridae. The transcript has 15 exons. The annotation marks the transcript as partial. Gene Ontology annotation, molecular function: voltage-gated potassium channel activity. Gene Ontology annotation, cellular component: membrane. Gene Ontology annotation, biological process: transmembrane transport; potassium ion transport. The record is from RefSeq and is a predicted model, not a curated record.
CCGGUGAAGCGGAACCACGCCAGGUACCGCCGCAUCCAAACUUUGAUCUACGACGCCCUGGAACGACCCCGCGGCUGGGCGCUGCUCUAUCACGCCUUCGUGUUUCUGAUUGUCUUGGGGUGUUUGAUCUUAGCUGUCCUGACAACUUUCAAGGAGUAUGAAACUGUUUCUGGAGACUGGCUUCUCUUGCUGGAAACUUUUGCCAUUUUCAUCUUUGGAGCAGAGUUUGCCUUAAGAAUCUGGGCUGCUGGCUGUUGCUGUCGCUACAAAGGAUGGAGGGGGAGACUCAAAUUUGCCAGGAAGCCUUUGUGCAUGCUGGAUAUCUUUGUGCUGAUUGCUUCAGUGCCAGUGGUUGCUGUUGGGAACCAGGGCAAUGUUCUGGCCACGUCUCUCAGAAGCCUCCGCUUCCUUCAGAUCCUACGGAUGCUCCGAAUGGACAGGCGGGGCGGCACCUGGAAACUUUUAGGAUCAGCUAUUUGUGCACAUAGCAAAGAGCUCAUCACUGCUUGGUACAUCGGGUUCUUGACGCUCAUCUUGUCCUCGUUUCUUGUUUAUCUGGUUGAAAAAGAUGUUCCUGAAAAAGAUGCUAAUGGAGUGGAGAUGAAAGAAGAGUUUGAAACCUAUGCAGAUGCACUGUGGUGGGGGCUGAUCACCCUGGCUACGAUUGGGUACGGCGACAAGACCCCCAAAACAUGGGAGGGACGGCUGAUUGCAGCUACCUUCUCUCUCAUUGGAGUGUCUUUCUUUGCUCUUCCUGCAGGCAUUUUGGGCUCAGGGCUGGCACUGAAGGUCCAGGAGCAACAUCGUCAAAAACAUUUUGAGAAAAGAAGAAAGCCAGCAGCUGAACUCAUUCAGGCUGCUUGGAGAUACUAUGCUACUAACCCCAACAGGAUUGAUUUAGUUGCUACCUGGAGGUUUUAUGAAUCAAUUGUAUCAUUUCCAUUUUUCAGGAAAGAGCAAUUGGAUGGUACUGCCAGCCAAAAGCUGGGUCUCUUGGAUCGGGUUCGUGGUACCAAUACUAAAGGAAAGCUAUUUACCCCUCUGAAUGUAGAUGCCAUUGAAGAAAGUCCUUCAAAAGAACCUAAGAAUGUUGUCUUGAAUAAUAAGGAGCGUUUUCGCACUGCAUUCCGAAUGAAAGCGUACGCUUUUUGGCAAAGCUCAGAAGAUGCAGGAACAGGGGAACCCAUGGCAGAAGACAGAGGCGACAGUAAUGAUUUUCUUAUGGAAGAUAUGAUCCCCACAUUCAAGACAGCCAUCCGAGCUGUCAGAAUACUACAGUUUCGUCUCUAUAAAAAAAAAUUCAAGGAGACUUUGAGGCCUUAUGAUGUAAAGGAUGUGAUAGAGCAAUACUCAGCAGGGCAUCUUGAUAUGCUUUCCAGAAUAAAAUACCUUCAGGCAAGAGUAGAUAUGAUUUUUACACCUGGACCUCCAUCUACUCCCAAGCAUAAGAAAUCCCAAAAAGGAGGAGCUUUUUCUUACCCUUCACAACAGUCUCCCAGAAAUGAUCCGUAUGUAGCCAAAGCAUCUACAGCAGACACUGAAGACCAAAGUAUGAUGGGCAAAUUUGUCAAAGUUGAACGACAGGUAAAUGACAUGGGGAAGAAACUGGAUUUUCUUGUUGAUAUGCAUAUGCAUCAUAUGGAACAGCUGCAAAUACAAGUCGCUGAGAUAAGUCCAUUGAAAGAAACUGCUUCUCCUGCAAGAGAGAAGAGAGAAGAAAACAAAUAUUCUGAAUUAAAAACAAUAAUAUAUAAAUACACUGAGCAGUGUGCUCGUGAAACUCCUUACAACUUCCAACAGGUUCCAGUCAACAAAGUCAGUCCUUAUGGUUUCUCAGCACGAGGUCAUACGACUCAUUCACAACCUUUAUCAACAGGUGGGCAAAACUCUGGCAAACUGCAAGCCACACCUUCCUCAACUUCAUAUGCAGAAAGGCCAACAGUUCUGCCUAUAUUCACACUGAUGGACUCCCAGGUUAGCUACCACUCCCAAGGAGACCUACAAAGCCCUUACUCAGACAAGGUGUCUCCAAGGCAGAGAAGGAGCCUAACAAGAGACAGUGACACUCCAUUGUCCCUUCUCUCAGUCAACCAUGAGGAACUUGAGCGCUCCCCAAGUGGCUUCAGUAUCUCCCAGGAGAGAGACGACUUCCCGUUUGGCCCCAACGGGGGAUCGGCGUGGAUGAGAGAGAAACGCUACCUAGCAGAGGGGGAGACAGACACAGACACAGACCCUUUCACACCAAGUGGCUCCAUGCCUUUGUCUUCUACAGGAGAUGGGAUUUCAGAUUCAAUAUGGACCCCUUCGAACAAGCCAGUCUAAAAGCGCGUGUGGGGGCAGUCACUGGUUGACUUCUCCGUGUAAUGUAAGCAUACUUUGUAUAUCUCACUUACUCUACACCCAAAGCUUACUAGUUCCAAACACCAAUGGCUGCAUAAGAUGCAUGUGAUAUUAGUGGUAGUCAUUCUGCACCAUUUCAUACGAUUUAAUAAUGCAGUUUUUUUCAUGCUACCAAAACUAAGGAGCUUAGUUUUGAGCAUGGUUUGCAUGACUUUACCCUGUAUAAAUGGUACAGCUGAUUUCUUCUAUGAUACAUAUCUAUCUGAUACUCUUCAAUACAACAAUGGUGAAUUGAUAACAGGCAAGAUAUGGUGGUCCUUGCUAUAUUUUGUAAACAGAGCAGCAAAGUAAAAAUAUUUUCAGGAGCAAUAUCCCUUUGUGGAAACAUAACGUAUUAAUCAUUUUUCAGUAUAAAUCAAUAUCUAACCAACCUAGCCAAGAACUUCUAAUGUCAAAAGCACGGAAAAAGCUGAGACAAAGUAUGACCUUAUUGAAAUGGGUUUCUGAACUGUGUUUCUCAUGUGAUUUCUUAUAUAAUUACCCCUGAAAUAUAAUGUUGAAAUUAAGUUAAGGGUAGAAUUUUAAAUCAUCAAAGCCACCUUCUGGGAUUGAUCAUAGCUAUUUAUUUAUUGUAAAAUAUAAAUAUAAAUCCCUCAAACUACUUUGAAAGUCUUCACUAGUGUUUAUAAAAUUGCUCAAAGUGUGACUACAAUGCUAUUUUAUAGAAAAUCUUUCGCUAAGUCCAUUUGUUACUUAUGGGGCUAAAUUUUCUUUCUGUUCCAAAAAUAAGGUUAUUCAGUGUAGGGAAGUCCAGGUUUAUACACUCCACUCAUUUACUGAUUUGUGUGCUGCUAAGUAAGAUGCAUAAUGUAACACUGCCUCAGUUUCCCAGUCUGUUAAUUGGGAAUUAUACUUCCACAUGUAAACGCAGGUUGUAAGGCUCAAGUCACCAAUAUUUGCCAAGUGCUUUGAGCUCCUCAGAUAUGCAGAACAUCAUUAUUCUGUCUUCUGUGAGUCCCACAGUGUGAGAUGCUGCCAGGAUCUGUUUCUCUCUGUUUACUGCUUCUCUUGGAAAUAGACUGCUCCAAAUCCAUGAAUGUUUGCCAUAUUUAAAAUCUAUGUAUGAAUAAAUAAACACCAUUUUUGUCACUUGUCCCUGAGCAGCAGAGGGGUCAGGAUGCUCCCUAAGCCUUGGCCAAAUAUUAUUUUCACAGAAAUUGGAUAUUGUAUUGAGGGAGAGCAGGAAAUUCAUUCAACCCACUGAGAAGAAACAAAUCAAAGAUCUCACCAGCAGGAAUGUAGUACCUAAAAAGCUAGUGAAACUAAGCCUAUCUGAAUAUCCUAUGCAGGUCUUACCUGUGUCAAUCAAGGUGUCCAUAAAAUAACAUCCAUUUGAUUUCAAGUUUGAUGGCUGUACACUCUUUACAUCUGGUGGGAAAUUAAGCAGUGCAGUCAGUGAGCACAGGGUACAAGAACCAAGGCACACGUCAGCUUUAGGAUGAGAUUCAUCUCACCUUUAACUCAAUUAUCUACAAUGACCAAAUUACUACCAGCUUCACAGGGAGCAGAGGGUGACUGACUUCGAUGUCAAAUGAUCAGAGACACCCACAGUCAGUGGGAAGGCUCUCACCUCUACCCCACUGAUCCAAGGUGCAACCUCUCUGUCAUGGCUCCUGUCAAAACGACACCUGUCACUCCACACAAUGGCCAGAGCACUGACCAACAAAGACACAAGCAUUUGGUUCAUGUAAGAUGUUAGAAAGUGGUCUUUCUGUAGUGACUGCUGGUAUUAUACUGCAGCUGCAUAACUGAGCAUCCUUUGCACACCCAGUCAGAGCACAAGAACACGUUACUGGGCUUCCCAGUACUUACUGGGUAUUGAACAGCCCUGGAUAGAGUGCACUUGAAUAGACAAUAUUUUGUUGGGUUUUGCCCACCAUAGAAAAAGUUCAUGUUCAAUUCUUCAGCACUGUUGACAUCUCCUAACAGUAAUUCCAUCCAGGGAGCUUCUAUUCCUUUCCAGAUGUAGGCAUUGCCUUCAUCUUCAUUGUUUAUUCUGUAUUGGAAGAGACAUCUAAAGGAUUAGGAUCUUCUUACUUCAUCUGCUUCUUCUGCUAAAUCGUGCUGCAUCCUUUUGGGAUGGAUCUUCAGGGAGAACAAAUUGCUGUUGUUAGUGGAGUAAAUAAUGCAGACCAGUUACAGCCUUUGAAGACUGGCCUGAGUCCAUGGAGCUGUUCUGAGGCUGAUAACUAUGACGACAUGAGGCACAAUUUUGGUAAUUACUUAAUUGACAGAAUAGCCAUUGACGUGAAAGAUAAUCUCUGUUUGGUGCAAUUUUUGUGGCUAAAUUUGCAGAGAAUAAAACUAACUCACAAACUCAUUAUAAUUUGGUAUAUUGAGAAGAAUUCUUUGGGCUUUGAUGAUUCUUGGAAAUACCUGUUUUGCACCUGCUGCAGGCUUUUUGAUAUAGGAAUAGACGCCUGUGGCAAAUCGUGAGAUUUAACCCUCACACAACAAGAGAAUGAAAAAGAAUGAAAAAUGAUUUUGACAUUGCUACACUUCUGAAAUUGGUGUAAGUGUAUGCUAGACAAGCCUGCUUAUUUGUCAAGGGCCUGUCAUUCCUACUGAUUUCAUCUGAGUUUGGUCCUUCUUAAAAUGCUUUCUAGAUCAGAGCAAUCAAAAAUCAAGGCAGCCAAAAAGCAGGUACAAUCUGAGAAAUUUGUUUGUGACUGUCUUUGACAGUGUCUGUGCCAUGCAGUUCCCUGCCCAAUUCCCACUUAAAUUCUUCAGUUCGAGUUUCUAUUCUUUCUCAUGCCAGGUGAUAUAAAAGGAAUCUUCACUCACUAUUAAAUCUGGCUGAAAAUCCAUAAAUAGCCUCAUUGUAAAGGUAUGUUCUUUCCAAGAGAAAAUCCAAGCAAGGGUAGAGACUUGGAUGAGUCUUCACCUGCACACAGAGUGCAGCCCCAGAGAAAGCAGGAUCUUUUUCCACAUACAAUUCACAAUUUCAUUUGAGAGAGCUCUCUGGGUCAACAAUAGUCUUCACAAUAGGAAUGAAUUAGAUUUAUUCCUUCUGUUUCUGUGUGAUGGUUCAGUUUAGGAGUUACCAAUGCUCUUCGGGUCAGAUCUUUCUAGCAUAUCAACUGACACUUUGUUUACAUGUGGUUAAUAUAAAAGAGAACUGACCACUGGAAUCCACUCUUUGAUGACUCUUAAUUCAUUCCUUGAGAUAUUUUUCAUAAUCACAAAGCGUGGAGCUUUUCUCUGUUCUCCUUGAAGUCAGAAACCUUCUCAGACUGAUGGUGUGGGAGCAAGGCUGAGUCCUAACCUGCCUUUAUUUGUGAAUUUCCGUAUGAUAGACAGCACUGAUCUGGAAACAUUUUUCUGGGCUACAUUUUAGCCUGAUUUUCAGUCCCUAGUGAAUGCCACACAUCUGAAAGUUUUCAAAAAGGUGAAUUUGUGUUUACAUUGUGUGCCUCUCUUUGCAGCAUUAUUAUCAGUUGAGGUUCCUCACUUUAGAUUCAAAGUGGGAAUACUUGAUUAAGACAGAAGGGAAUGUUCAGUUGAAGUAUGCAGGUAUAGAAAGUGUGGUUUAUGCUCUGUUUAAGGAGAACUUUAAAAAAAGGUCUAGUCAGGUAAUGGCUGUUGUCACUGCCUUGGCUUUUCCCUGCACUGAAUUAAUCAGUUUGGUUCCCAUCCAAAUAAAAGGGAAUUCAACAUGUGGAGAGAUUGAUUAAAAAGUCCCUAAACUGACUUCGGCUAUAUUUGCUCUGUUUUUAUCUGUAACUUUGCUGCAUUGUUACGGUUCAGAGUGGAAGUAGUUUAAAAUUUUUCUGCUCCAAGUUGUGGCCCAGGAGCACCACAAACUCAACCCAACCUGAACCCGCACUCAGUGGGGCUGCUGCCUUGUGGCCUUCAGGCGAGCACCGAGGUCCAACCAGUUUGCAAGAUCACAGCCUAAAGCAGUCAGAAAAUUCAGAGUAAGGAGCAAAUUCGGCCUUGCUGGGAGCCCAGUUGCUGCAGAGGUGUCAUAUCUGCUUAGGUAAGAGCUAAAUUCGUACUGCUUUACUGAAGAGCAGGUGAGAAAGAGCUGGAUCUUGACUCCUUGCACCCCACAGCCCCCACCACCAAGCUUUAGGUGCCUAAGAGGGCAAACCUAAAUUUUCUGAAUUUGGUGGGAUAUCACUUUUUCAGGAGCCCAGCUGAAUGUGGAUGUUCACCCUGGAAGACUAUUUUCAGAGGUACGGAGGAAUAAGGGGCCAUUUUCAAGUGUUUUUAGCUGGGCGCUGUGGGAAUGAAGAUCCUGGGUAUCAGUUUUGCUUCUGAUUAUUUAGGCUGUAAGUAUUGAUUCUUCCAAAUUCAGCUUUGAGUAGCUUCUCUCUGAAGUUAGGUGAAACAAAAUACUGAAAGUGGGAUCCUAUUCCGUCGUCGAGAACGUGCUGGGACUGAAGGUUACAUAGCCAACUGCAUUUUGUUUUCUAGUUAUAGCAUCUUAUUAUUACUAGUAUUUGUGCCUUGCUCACUGAAAUUUUCUCCAUGCUACAAAGAUGCUUUUUCGGAUUCUGGCUGACAAGGGAACACAACUUUUAUACAAGUGGCCUUUAGUGCUCUUUAUAAUAUUAUUUAUUGUAAUUUUUAAACAGUAUGUGUAAUUUCUAUUCUGGCACUGUCCAAUAUUUGAACAACUUUAAUAUGUUUAUUUCAAUAUAUUAUGCAAACAAUACUUCUUAACUGAUUUUUUUAUGUUCUGUCUUUAAAAACUGCACCACUUAUUAAUAAAUAGAAAUUUCAAUUA